This is a messenger RNA of Closterium sp. Yama58-4, 11922 nucleotides long. Lineage: Eukaryota; Viridiplantae; Streptophyta; Zygnematophyceae; Desmidiales; Closteriaceae. The record is from the annotation of a GenBank genome assembly.
AUGGCGGCUUCCUCAGCGGAAAAAAGAGGCGUAACACCAGGGGCUUGGUCUUCUGGGCUGCUGGAAUGCCACAAAGACGGCAAGACAUGUCUCUGCGCGUUGUGCUGCCCCUGCGUUCUCGCUGGCCGCAUCGCUGAAAUCUCAACAGACGGCUUCACAGACGCCACCUUUGCGUGCUGCUGCUGGGCAUUGAUCCAGUACUUCACGGUCGGGAUGUGCGGCUGCCUGUACUCCAAAGGCUUCCGUGGCAUGCUGAGGGAUAAGUAUGGCCUGCCCAGCAGGCCCUGCGUGGACGCUGCAGUACACCUCUUCUGCCCCUGCUGUGCAUUUGCUCAGGAGUACCGAGAACUCAAAGCCAGGGGUUGGGACCCACGUCUAGGUUACACAGGAAAUGUCCUCAACUUCAGUGCUCCAAAUCCCCACGAUUCCAAGGUUCCCUACCAACGUUUCUGCCUGAGCGGCGGAGGAAGCAUCCGCCUUCAAGCCUUCGUUGCAAGCACACUCAUUUGCAAGGCUGUCUGCCACGGGUUGCAUGAAAGCUUACGCAAGACUGACCUCUUCGCGUGGAAUCUUUCCAUGGAUGGCCUCCCUGAAUGGAUAGCCUUUGACGGCAUAAUCAGGGAUAAGGAUUUUACUAAUGCUGGAGACAUCAUCACACCAGGACCACCUCCAUCGUCCUGCCAUUUGCAUACUUCAUCUCUGACAGGCGCUGGUGUUCAUCCUUCUUCAAUAAAUAUUACGGGUGUUGCCAAACCUUACUCGUCCGAGAACCAUGGACGUCAUGUGAAUCACGCAAGGCGGAAGGCAAUCCUAAGAGGAAAUGGUCGUGCUGGCUUUCUGGUCGUUGCCAAUGACCGUGAUGAGGAACGAAACAUGGCUACUGAUCCUAUAUGCUUCUCCGAGUCAUCACCUAAACAAGAGCCUUCACUUCCUCCCUUUAAAGGCAGCCAGUUGUCUGAUACGUGGCUUCAUUCCGGAGGACUGCAGAAAGACGACCUCCUUCACCCAGGAGGGGAAAUGAUUGCAGAUGGAAGAAAGGUCCAAUUUCAGCAGCAGGAGAAUAACUGGCAGUAUUGUGGUCAUUCUUUACUGCCUUACUCAAAGCAUCACCAACACUCUGGUUGGCCUGCAAGUAACAUACCUUCGAAUGAGAGCUCUUCCUCCCAACCUCAUGAGCAUACAGCACAGGAUAUGCUGUCCUGCACUGCGUCCCUUGACUCUGCUCAACUUGCUGCUCAAGGAAAAUCUCUUUUUCAUUUUUUAGAAGACAAAUCUGCUGCUUAUGCUGGAAUUGGAAGCACUCUUCCCGAGCACCAGGUGGAGCAGGCAGUGGCACAGUAUGGUGCACAGCCAGCAUUGGAGCGAGUUAGCUCGGCCCCUGUUCCCAUCCUUCAACAAGGCUUCCAUGGACAUGCUUUUGAGGACUUUGACGAUGGAUUUGCUGCAGGUUUAUGGUCCAGCCAUCCUCAGCAGGGAAUCAUAAUGGAUUCUAUGCAGGUUGAUGGGUGUCAGAAUGAAGCUGGUCACGAAUCGGAGUUGUUAGCUAUUGCUGCUCUACCUGGGUCCAGCUAUAUGGCUAUGGUGACAGGAGAAAAGGACAUUCGGGAUGCUGAUUGUACUCACUUGGGAGCGCAAUUACCGCCGUCUGAUGGCAAGAGCAGUGUUGUUGCUGGAGGUGGGGGUGAUGAUGACGACCCGAAGAAGACUGAAGCGGAGCCUGAAGCCAAGUCUGUACCGAAUAUGUCGUUCAUUCUUGAGGCUGCACAAGAGUUACUGAUGGAGGUCUGCCGUUGCCCAACACCAUCUCGCAAGUGGAGACGAAGGCAUGAUGGCAGCAGUUUUGGAGAUGGUACCGGUCAAAGGCCAUCACCAGUGUCAUCGUCUGUCUGUGGUGUGAGUGGAGAAGGACAGCUGCAGACUAUCCCUAUCGGUGGUACAAGAGAGCAGGCACAAAGGCUUCGAGCCCUCCUUGUGGAUGUGGAGAAGUCAUAUGGAAAGUACAAGGAGCAGAAUACCGCCUUAGCUGCUGCAUUCGAUGCUGCCACUGGAACAGAAGCUGGAGAAGCUUCCACGACGCGCGACACUGCCGCGCGUCAAAUUGGAGAGUUAGCCAGCCUCCACAGAGCAGAUUUGCAUCCUCUCAUUCGGCGUGUGAAGAGGUUGCUGAAGAGCAGCAAGUGGGACACGCGUGUGGCUGCAGCCAAGGCGUUAGGGUACAUAGCUCGGAACACUCCACAUGCCACAGUGCAGGAACUGCAGAUUGCUGCUGCUACUGUAUCUGGUGACGAUGGAGCAAUAGCAGCACGGAAUGACACUGCUUCUGCAACCCCUGAUGGCGAAAGUGCUGCACCAGCUGCUGCAAAAACUACUGCUGCUGGUGGCGGCUUGCGCUUCAAGGGCUUUGACAUUGGUCGUGUGUUGGACAAUGGAGCACCACUUGUGGCAUCAGCUGGCAAGGAAUAUGAUAUUGCAGCAAUUGGGCGAGGGGGGAAGGAGGCGAUUGCCAAGCAAAAGCAAUCCCUACGACGGAGGCUAGGUCUAGACGAGUGUGAGCGAUUCAUGGAUGUAAGCGAUAUUAUCAGAGACGAGGAUCUGGAAGCACCGGCGCAAGAAACAGCACCAUCAGCAACAGGUUCAUCAAACCCUGCUCCAGCAGCUGACAGCAAGCAGAAGCAGAGGCGAGAAGCUACGGCUGGAAUAAAGCGUGGAGCGCAGGAUCUAAUGGCUGAGAUGCUGCCAAGUGGCAGUGGUCCGGGAGUUGGUGAUAGUAGCUGUGCUGCUGGUAGUGUAUCACCCGCUUUGUCGAAGUCCCUCAGUGCGAGGGAGAAAAACAUGCUGAAGCGGAAGGCAAAGAGCAUGAGCAAGGACGGGGGGAAGAGAGGAGGAGGGGCACAUGGUGGGGUGGGGGAGGUGGAUGAGGAUGAGGAUGGAGGGGAAGGGGAGCGGGGAGGCAGGAAAAAGAUGCGGACAAAGAGUGUGGUUUCAGAUGGGAAGGAGGACAAUAAGCCCUUCAAAGUGCCCUCUUUCACUAUUAGUUUUACCCCUCCUUUCCACCGCUCCUGCCCGCCACCUGCCCAUCAGAUCACAAUAGAGCAGGUGGCAGCAGAGGGGGAUGACUGGGAGGAAGAGGAGGAGGAGGAGGGGGAAUGGCCCUUGCAGGCGCUUUGUGAACAACUGCUCACAGACAUGUUUCACCCAGUGUGGGAGGUACGUCACGGCAGUAUUCUUGCCCUCAGGGAGGUUAUGUCCGCGCAUGGGAACAGUGCUGCAGUCUGCCGCCCAAUAGUUCCUUCUAAGUGGGCCAGUGCCAACGGGAAGGAGGAGAGGGAAGAUGGGAAGGGGAAGAUGGAGCUAGAAGUGGUGAAGGAGGGCGAUGAUGGCAAGACUGUGCCAGAAAAGAGGGAGCUGGAUGUGGCUUUGGUCAAGGCGCCGAUGGUGAGGUCGGAAAAGGAGGAAGAAGGGGUUAAUGAGGAAAUGGAGGGAGUGAAUAGUCAGGGUAUUGAAAAAGAAGAAUGUGGGGAGUUAGGAUUGGGGGGCGUGAAGCGGGAAGUAGGACAAGAAGAGUUUUUGAGUAAGCGAAUGGUAGCAGUGAAGAGGGAGAUUGAGGCGGAGACUUGUCCAAAGACAGAGGUGAAAGAGGAGGCAAAGUGUGAAGAGGACAGUAUGAAAACGAGAGCAAAGGAAGAAGUGAAAGUAGAGGAUGCGAUGGAAGUGAUGGAGGGGCGGCUGGAGGGCGUAAAGAGGGAAGCAAAGGCAGAGACAAAGGAAGGGAGUGGAGGCUGGCUAGGCCUCUCCAUGGCCUCUGAGACGUCUAAAGGAAAGCUUGCUGCUAUUGUUGGGGUGUGUGUGAAGGAGGAGGCAGGAGAAGGGGACAGGAAGGGGGAGGAGGAUAACCGAGUUGAACGAUCUGGAUUUGACUUGAACGAAUUGAUGGUCUGUAAAGUGGAGGACACUGAAGCGAGUGCAACGAAUCAAGAGGGCGUCUCUAACCAAAAUUCUGGAGGGAGGGCGCGUAUGGGCUUGGACUUACAUCUUUCUGAUGGCUUGCAAUCAGAAGAGAUGGGAGAGGGGUCGGUACGAAGUUUGGCGAAUGAAGGGAGUAUUAAGGGGAGUAAGGUAGAAGCCAACACGGAUGGGAGUGAAGAGAAGAGCAAGCAUGAGGGAUGUGAAAAAUCUGUAGGAAAGGGGUUGGACUUGAACAUGGAAGUUUUUGAGGAAGCUAGUGAGAUGAAACCUGUGGACGAGGGGGAAGUGGCAGAGGAGAAGAAAGGAGAAGAGAAGGAGAGUGCGCUGGUGGUAGCACAACCUGUGGGGCUGGCGGAGAAAGGUGCAAUGCCGACAAUGGAAUCUGCAGGGAAGGCACAAGGACUUUGUGCCACAUCAGGUGGGGCGACGCCAUGGGUGUCUCACGUCACCCCUUUUACCCCGGGUCCCCUCUGUGCCGUUAGGUUGGAAGACUUUGUGUCGGACCAGGUGGUGGCACCGGUGCGGGAGGCGUGUGGACAGGCGCUGGGAGUGGUGCUCAAAUACCUGCCCUCCAGGGCUGUUGCACGCACACUUGAUGUGCUGCUGCAAAUGCAGAACCGAUCAGAGUGGGAAGUGCGGCACGGUGCCCUGCUUGGCAUCAAGUAUCUUAUUGCAGUGCGCCAGGAGCUACUGCCCUCCCUGCUGCCCUCGCUCCUCCCCGCCUGCAUCCGCGCUCUGCAAGACUCAGACGAUGAUGUGCGAGCUGUGGCUGCAGAGGCGCUGCUGCCAGCUGCUAAGACCGUGGGGGAGGGCGUGGACGAAAGUGAAUUAAGGCAGCUGAUGCGACUGCUGUGGGGGAUUUUAUCCGAACUUGAUGACCUCAGCCCGUCCACUAGCAGUGUCAUGACCCUCCUUGCUGAGCUGCAUGCCCUUCCUCGAGUUGCAGCGCUCUGGUCCAUCUCUCCACCUGCUGGUGCUUCAGCUGAUGCUAAGCCUGCUGCUGCUGUUGCAGCUGCUGCUGGUAUGGCUGUUGCUGCUUCUGCUGGUGGUCAUGGGAAGCGCGAUGAGGAGUUGGGGGAAGAUGAUGACCUCGACGACGAGGAAGAGGAGGGAAAUACAGUUUUAGAUGGGAGUCGUCCAAAGCGCAGCAAAGAUGUUGCUGCCAUCGCUGCUGUCGUUGGUGCUGGAAAGGACUCUUUGCCGCCCUUAGUGGUUCUCGUCCGUCGAUUAUGGCCGUUGAUGCGUCACACCAUCUCUGCUGUCCGACUUGCUGCUGUUUCCACUCUCGAGAGGCUCCUCCAAUCGAAUGGCACCUCGUCAGCAGAUUCCAGCUCAGCAUCACCCUGGGUGGCUGACGUGUUCCAGGACGCUCUGGCAUGUGUUCUCCGCAAUCUAAUUCUGGAGACCCACCCCACGGCCCUCGCUGUCUCCCGCCGUGUCUGGCCUCUGCUCUUGCGACAGCUAGAAGUCGGAGUCGCUCCGUUGAUAUCCCUUCUGGGGUCCGUGGCUGCCACACAGAAGCAGGUUGGUGCUUUGAUCAUUGCUGCUUGGUUCAGGGAGCUUGAGAGACGGGAGGUGGGGGAAUCAAAGGAGGAUAAAUCGGACAAGCAGGAAGCAUUGCAAAAGCCGAAUCAACAGCAGCAGCAUUCGUUUGCCCUUGGCUCUCUCCCAGGUCUCUCUUCAGUACGAUCAUCUCCCCCUGUUGCAAAACUGCUAACCCAUGUGAUGGCUCUCCUCUCUUCUCCCGAUGCUGGCCAAAGCUAUGAAGAGCUCUCACGAACCUACAACAAGCUCCGAGCCGAAGCUAGUGCUUUGAUCAGCCAUGCCAAAGCUGUAGGGUUAGCACCAGACACGAUUAGUGCGGCCCUUACACGAGCCGGCUGUUUUGGCUCGGCAGUUGCUCUAGAUAGCAGUACAGCAGGAGAAGCGAGAGGAACGGGAGGAACGAAAGGAGCAGUUGUGGAAGGACGAGGAGGGGAGGGGACUCAAUUUGACAGACUGAGUCCUGAGGGCGCGUUAGAACUGGCAGGGGCUUUGGCUGGGCUGGCUGGGACAGAGACAGGGGAGGUGGAGAACAGGGAUGCACCUGGUGGUGAGCCGCAGCAACAGCAAGGCACGAGCGAUUUGAUGGAAGGCUGCAGGCGGAGAUUGCUGUCUACUGCCACUUACCUUAAAACUGUUCAGGCCAACAUGCACACAUCCGUCACAGCAACAGUGGCGGCAGCAGCAGUGCGAGUUGCCCCAACUUUGCCGGCCAAGCUGAACCCCAUCAUACAACCACUCAUGGCCGCACUCAAGCGAGAAAGGGAGGAGCUCCUGCAACAGUGUGUAGCGAGCGGCCUCGCAACCGUGAUUCUGCGCUCCUUGGACCGCCGCCCCUCCCCCAACGACAGGCUUCUCAAGAAUCUAUCCACACUCGCCUGCUCCGACCCCUCUCAGUGCCCACCACCCUGUGAUGCCAAUCGGGAGGCGGAUGACCCACUGGAUCCCACCCUCGCUAUGCCUGCUGCGGCUGGAGUGGGGGGACCAGCUGCAAAAGGAACAGCUGGUGUGACUGUAAAAGGGGACGGGGCAGCAGGGUCGCUGGAAGCCAUGAUUGGCCGCAGAGGAGCCGAGCUGUCUUUUAGAGCCUUGGCGGACAGCCUUGGCCCAGACCUUUUUACGAAGCUGCCGAAGCUGUGGGGUCUCCUCACUGAGGUGUGGAAGCCUGGAGAGUCAGCGGGAGGUGGUAGCACAGGGGAGUGCGAUGAGGGAGAGCUGUUCCAAGCAGAUCCACUGGCACUAGUCAACACCUUUCAACUCAUCCGGUGCCUAGCGCUUGUCCUCCACACAUCCCUGAUCCCUCAACUGCUCCUCCUCCUUCCCCCAGUACUCUGUUGCACUCGCCACCCCCAUGCUGCUGUCCGAUUUGCCUCAGCCCAGUGCCUGUCAGCCCUUGUGUCUCUCCCUUCCGCAGAGCAAACUGUUCUCUCUGCAAUUCUCACUCAUGUCAUUCCCCAGCUCACCAACACACUCUCCGAACCUGCCCGUCGUGGUGCAGCAAGUGUUGUUUCCUCGUUAGUCAACACCCAAGGCGAGAUGCUAGCACCAUACGCUGCACUCCUAGUCGUCCCCCUCCUAGCUCGGAUGUCCGACCCUAGUCCGCAGGUGCGGCAGCUGGUCACACAGAGCUUUGCCAGGCUCGUACCUCUACUGCCGCUUGCUCGAGGGCUGCCUUUACCAGCGUUUUUGGACAAGGAAGGUGCGAGGAAGGCCCGGGAGGAUACAAGGUUCCUGGAGCAGCUUCUGGAUAACCGCAAGGCGGAUGAUUACCAGCUACAAGUGAAGCUGUCGGUGACUCUGAGAAGGUACCAGCAGGAGGGUGUCAACUGGUUGGCCUUUCUGCGCCGCUUUCACCUGCAUGGGGUGCUCUGCGACGACAUGGGACUGGGCAAGACCCUCCAGGCCUCCUCCAUGCUCGCCUCAGACACGAUCGAGCGCCAAGCUGCUGCCCGUGCAGCUGCUAGUGGGCCGACUUCUGCUGGUGAUCGUGCUGCACCUGGUGCUUCUGGAUUUGGAAUUGCGCCCACGCCUCUCCUCCCGUCUCUCAUCGUUUGCCCACCUACACUUGUUGCUCACUGGGUCUAUGAGAUGGAGAAAUACAUUCCUCCUGGGAUCCUCUUCCCACUGCAGUACGCAGGCAGCGUUGCCGACCGGCAGAGGAUGCGGGGGCAGCUGAGAAAGCACAACCUGGUGGUAACGUCGUAUGAGGUGUUACGGAGCGACAUUGAUGAGCUGGCAGCGAUCACGUGGCGGUACUGUGUGCUGGACGAGGGGCAUCUGAUCAAGGGCGCCAAGACGCGGCUGUCGCAGGCGGUGAGGCGGAUCAAGGCGGAGCAUCGGCUGCUGCUGACGGGCACUCCCAUUCAGAACAACGUCCUGGAGCUCUGGGCGCUCUUUGACUUCCUCAUGCCAGGCUUCCUAGGGACUGAGAAACAGUUUCAGGCGCGGUAUGGCAAGCCCCUACAGGCCGCACGAGACCCCAAGUGCACUGCCAAGCAGGCAGAGGCAGGCGCUCUGGCCAUGGAGGCCCUUCACCGCCAGGUGAUGCCAUUCAUUCUGCGCCGCACCAAGGAGCAGGUGCUCUCAGACCUGCCGCCCAAAAUCAUCACCGACCGUUACUGCCAGCUCAGCACGCUCCAGCGACUACUGUACGCUGAUUUCUCUAAGUCCCAUGCGUCAGAGGAGGUGGUGACAGCAGUAACAGCGGCAGAUAGGGGAGCAGAUGGAAGCGGCGAGGAGCAAGCUUCAACGCAUGUGUUCCAAGCACUGCAGUAUUCCCUGUCAUCUCAAAUUCCCCUCCUGGAUGUCUGCUUGCCCCCAUCCCCCUUACAGUCAUUUCUUGAUAUUGUGGAGGAGGACCUCUUCAAGAAGCACAUGCCUGGUGUGUCCUAUCUGCGCAUUGACGGCUCGGUGGAGCCGUCGCGUCGUUUUGACAUAGUCAAGGCCUUCAACUCAGACCCAACGAUUGAUGUGCUGCUCCUUACAACCCAUGUCGGUGGCUUGGGGCUCAACCUAACAGCAGCGGACACUGUGGUGUUCUUGGAGCAUGACUGGAACCCCAUGCGAGAUCUGCAGGCCAUGGAUCGAGCCCAUCGCCUGGGGCAGAGGAGGACGGUGAACGUGCACAGAGUGAUAAUGGCGGGCACGCUGGAGGAGAAGGUGAUGGGGCUGCAGCGCUUCAAGCUCUCCAUAGCCAAUGCGGUGGUCAAUGCUGACAACGCCAGCCUCAAAUCGAUGGACACAUCGCAGCUCUUAGACCUCUUCAAUGCUGGCCCCCCUGCUGCCAGUGCUGAUGCUAAGAAACCAGCAGACUCAUCUUCAGAUGCAGCUGUGGCAGCAGCUGGAGGAGGGAAGGGGCUGAAAGCUGUGCUUACAGGCUUGGAAGAUCUCUGGGAUGAGUCGCACCUACCCUACUGUGUGAAGUGCACCAUUCCGCCUCUCCAAUCUUUCCCCCAGCCGUUCCUGCAAACUAUUGGGGCCUUCCUCCCUGAUCCUGUCGCCUUCCCCCCUGCGCUGCACGGCUCUCGGAGCGCCCUCAGGGCUUACGUCAGCAUGAAGACGAUCUUAGCGUCCGAGACGAUGGACAUUCCUAAGGACGUGAAGCUGGAGAUUAAGGCGAAGAAGGUCCGCGUGACUGGGCCACGUGGCAAGCUGUUUAGGGACUUCCGUCAUCUGAACCUCGAUUUCCAAAUCAUUGAGAACGGGACGAAGCUCAAGGUCGAUGCGUGGUUCGGCACGCGCAAGACGAUGGCGUCGAUUAGAACGGCCAUCAGCCACGUGCAGAAUCUGAUCAAGGGCGUGACGGUGGGCUUUAAGUACAAGAUGCGCCUGGUGUACGCUCACUUCCCCAUCAACUCGAGCAUCAGCGGCUCCGCCGACAGCAUCGAGAUCCGAAACUUCCUGGGCGAGAAGAAGGUGCGCAAGGUGGCGAUGCUGGAGGGCGUGACGAUAACGCGGUCGGAGAAGGUGAAGGACGAGCUCAUCCUCGAGGGCAACGACAUCGAGCUCGUCUCCCGCUCCGCCGCGCUCAUCAACCAGGUGUGCCAUGUGAAGAAGAAGGACAUUCGGAAGUUCCUGGACGGCAUCUAUGUGAGCGAGAAGGGCAACCCGAGCGCGAUGGCGACUGCUCGCAUCGCCGUGCUGACGGCGGUUUUUUCGCGGAAGCUGAGCGCGCAGGUGGACAAGGCGGUGCCGUGCGACGCGCGCGACGCGCUGCUCGUCGACGCGCGCGUCCAUGAGCACGCAGCGCCGGACGACGCUGCCGCGUGCUCAUCGCGAGCGCUGCACGUGAGCUCCAAAGCGGUGGCUCACCCUCGCGUGGUUCUGCCUCGGCCGUCGUCGUCCCUUGUGGCGGUCUGCAAGACGGACCCUCGCGCCAUAGUGGCCACUCUUGGAACUCCCGCCGCCGGCGGCAUGCGCGAGGCGCACCACGCCUUGCCGGCGAAUGGAGCCGCUCACUUACCUCCCCCCAACGGCGUCGCGCCUCUCUCGCACGAUUCAAGCGGCGCGUCGAGCCGGUUCGAUCAGCGCGCGCGGUGGACGAAGCGGAAGAGCCGGCAGACGCCGCGGCAGGCGGCGUGGACGGCGGAGCAGGUGCGCGAGAGGGAGCGGCGGAUCGUGGAGGAGGUGGCGCGCGUGCCGGAGGGGCGGAGCGUGGCGGCCGUGCUGGACGCGUGGGCGGGGCGCACGACGCGCGUGGAGAUGUCGAGCGUCGUGAAGGAGCUCGGCGCGCAGCGCAAGGCGCGGCGGUCGCUGGAGGUGUUCGAGUGGAUGGACGCGCAGCGCGGGCGGAUGCGCCCCAACGGGCACACGUACACGCUCAUGCUCGGCAUCCUCGGCAGGGCGGGCAUGGUGGAGGAGGCGGAGGAGCUGUUCGCGCGGUUCCGCGCGGCGGCGUUCCGCGACAAGGUGCACGGCUUCAAUGCCAUGCUGCACGCCUGGCUCUCGCACGGCCACCCGCAUCGCGCCUGGGAGCUCUUCCACCUCAUGCAGCAACAACAGCAGCAGCAACAGCAGCAACAACAAGAAUUGACCGCCAAUGGCGGUGCCAGCGCGUCAAUCCCCACCGCCGGUCCCCUCGACUCCUCACCCCGCAAGUCCCCCACCCACGUCGCGUCAGAUGCGUCCCCCCCUCCCGUCCCUCCCACUUCUCACUCGUCCUCUGCCCCAUCCGCCGCCUGCGCCACCCCCGACCACUCGUCGCAGCCGUCGCAAGCGCCUGCUGCGCGCAGCGACGGCCGCGGCGACGGAGACGUCGACGGCGAUGGGGCCGGCGCGGCGAGCUGGGGUCCGCCGCCGGCGCCGGACGCGGUGACGUACAACACGAUGCUGAGCGCGGGGCUGGCGGGCGCUGGCACGGCGGGCAGGGGGAGGGCCAAGGGGCGGGGGAGAGGCAAAGGCGCGGGCAGCAGGGGGGGAGGGGCGAGCAGCGUCGGAAGGGGCAGCAGCGCAGGUCGGCAGGCUCUGGCGCUGUACGGCGAGAUGAAGGCGAGCGGCGUGCGGCCCACGGCGCGCACGUUCAACAUCCUCGUGUCGCUGCUCGGCCACCACGGCCUCGUCGCCCAGGUGAGCCUCGUCGCCCAGGUGAGCCUCGUCGCUCAGGUGAGCCUCGUCGCCCAGGCGGAGGGGGUGGUGGCGGAGAUGAGGAGGGAGGGGGUGGAGGCGGAUGCGCACACAGUGAGCGCGGUGAUGACCAUGUACACCCGCGCUGACCGCCCUGACGACGCCAUCCGGACGUACGAGAGGGCGGUGGCAGCGGGGGUGCGCCCCUCACGGGCCAUGUUCACGGCGCUCAUGGCGGCGCUCACAGCCGCCGGCCGCCCUGCAGACGCUGCCGCCGCCUUUGACGCCAUGCUGCAGGCGGGCCUCACUGCUGACGUGGCGGCGUGCGGGGCGCUGCUGAGGGCGCUGGCAGAGGCGGGGGAGGCGGAGCGGGCGGAGGCGGAGCUGCAGGCCAUGCCGGCGCGGCACGGCGUGCAGCCCAACGCCAUCGCGUACUCCGCUGUCGUCAUGGCCUAUGGCAGGCAGGGCAUGUGGGAGGAGGCAGCACGGGUGUUUGAGGGGAUGCUGAGCGCAGGGUGUGAGGCGGACCUGCAGGCGUUCAACAUCCUCAUGGCCGCCUACGGGCUGCAGGGCCUCUCCCUGCCCGCCGCGCAGCUCUUCCGCCGCCUGCAGGCGCACGGGCUGCGCCCCGACGCCGUCACAUACAACACGCUCAUCCACGCGCUCUCCAAGGCCGGCCUGCCCGGCGCAGCCCUGCGCGCACUGGAGCACAUGCGGCAGGGCGGGUGCGAGCCCGACCACGUGACGCGCUGCCUGGUGGCGCGCAUCCUGCACGAGGCCGGCCGCCAUACCGAUGCCGAACACAUGCUGCGCCCGCCCCCCCCACCCCUUGCGGUGCCCUCGCAGCGGUAG